Messenger RNA from Caenorhabditis auriculariae, 7081 nucleotides. NCBI's taxonomy places the organism in Eukaryota, Metazoa, Nematoda, Chromadorea, Rhabditida, Rhabditidae. The record is from the annotation of a GenBank genome assembly.
AUGUCAGAGCGAUUUCGUGAGCGGGUGAGUUCAAGCUCAAUUAUUUCCCAAUGAGGAGCUUUUUUUGUGAUGUGAUUACUCCCACUUUGAAAGUUUGAUCUCCCAUCCACAUUCGGUAGUUAUAAAUGAUCAAAUAAAAAUUAUUGUGAGUCUGAAAAAAACUGACCACUUCAGAUUCCAAAUAAUUAAGUUAUAUGGAUACACGGACUUAGUUCUAACUUUUCAUACAUCAUUCAAAACAAGAAAUCUCAAUUUUUGUAAAAUUGUAGAAGUGAAAAUUGGAAUGGUCUCAGAAUGAUUUUACUGCUUUUGAAUUUCUGAGUACCCCUUUAUAUAAGAAGAAAAAAACUUCUCUCCGUUUGUUAAAUCAAACUUUCAGAUUCUCUUUAUUUUUUUCUGAUAAUUUGAAAAAAAUGCCACGUUAUCAUGGUUUAUCAUUAGCUAGUCGUUAUUUUUCAUUAUUUUUCGUUUUUUCGCUUCAAAUCAUUCAAAAAAAUGAACUAAUAAUUUCUUUGGCUGCUCCAUUCAAUAAGGAUUAAAAGAAACUAUUUGAAAAAAGAAAGAAAAAAACUUUACAAGGAUAUUUGUUAAGCCAUCCAAAAAUUGUCUUUUUUUCUCUAGUUCUGAGCUUUUUGAGCAUUUUGGAUCUUUUCAUUUUGAUUUUACUCCUUAUUUAACUUGAUAUAGUGUAAAUUCCACAAAAAUACUCGACCAGUUGGAAUGAAACAAUUUGCAGCUCGGACUGUUAUCAGAAGAACUAAACGAUCCAACUCGCUCGGUAUCUCCUACUGGGAGUCGAUCUCCGCGGAGGAUGAGCCGCUCUCCUCGACCUCACACUUCCCAGUCAGUACAAAAUCUGUGUUUUUUGAAAUGCACUGUAUAUCAGAGAAACACCUAAAAGCAAAUGUCUGGACAAAAAAAUCUGUAUCCAAUUUAUUUGUUUCAUUUUUUUCACUCGACGCGCCAGUGAAAUUUUAAAAUUAAUUGAUUUUUUCAAAUUUUUCUCUUGAUGUUUAUGAAAGUUGAGCUAUGAAAACUAAGAAUUCGAUUGACGGUGGCACCUACUUUAUGAAAAAAAGCUUGAUCAAAAAAACAAGCAUGGAUACAAAUUUCGAAAUCUUUCCGAAAAUUCAAUAUUUGAUAUAAAAAAAGCUAAGUUGCAGAUAAAGUUUGGUUUCUUGAGCCAAGGAUAAUCCAUUUUUUUCUAUUUAGAUCUUUUUAAAAACGCAUAUUUUUUUCAAAUAAUUCUACUGAUUUUUUUGGUAGUGUUGAAUCCUGCUAAUCGAAAAAAAUACCGAGAAAAACACGAUUUUCAAAACAAAAAAAUUCGUUCAAUAUUCUUUUUAGAAUCUUAUAAACCGCAUAGUACUUUUUUUUCCAAAAUUAAGUAUCUUCUGUUGUUUUACCGUAAGUUUUUGAGUAUUAAAACUGCAAAAAUGUAUCCGUUACUCAAAAUUUUUUUUUCCUUUCUUGAAAGUGGGAUCUAUGCUUAAAAAAAUCGGAAAAGGUUAAGUUCUCCGAAAAUUUUACGAAGGAUGUAUGUCCGUGUUAGAUUUUCUUCCUGCAUGUUACAUACGUUCAAAAGUAUCAUCAACAUCUGAUGAUCGACAAAUCUGUUCUCGAAAGGCCUUGCAUUAACAACCAGCCAGCGGCGCCCAAGUGUACAGUGGUGACGUGUCACCGCUGGCCACGAUGGUUACAACGGACCUGGCUUGUAGGAAGUCACCUGAUGGGCUCGCGGAGCAAGGUAGACGCACGAGCCUACGAAACUUUUCACAUGGCUCGUUCUAACGUGAUUCGCACUGAAUGAGCAACACCUGUGGGCAUAGAGAUUCCGGAAAAAGUACUCUCUAAAGGAGGAAGUGGAAAGAGAGUUUUGAAAAAGAAUUGAUACCUAAACUACCAAUUUAUGACGAUAAUUAUAGUUCACAUAAAACCUCAAUAGCCUUGUUCAAAUCUGGACUGUUUUACAGUUUCAAAGGAAAAAAACAAACAUAUUUUUUUCAAUUUUUUUGGCCGGCGAUACAAAUUGAACUUUCGAGAAUUCAUUUCUGACUUUUUUUCAUUUGAAAAAGUUUAAAAAAAUUCAGUGAGCCGGCAAUUGGAAUUACUCAUCCGGUGGUCAGAGAUUCUCGUCCUGAAAUCGCUGCCUGGCCGGCUCCUACCGUUGAAAAUUCCUUGCGAAAUGAUCCACCAAUGCGAGGACUUAGUGGGAACGUUAGGUGAGACUGGAAAAAAACUGAACAAAUUUUGCAAAUUGUUUCAGAACUCUGACUGUCGGUCCUGCGCCGAUGUCGCCUUCUCCCAUUUCUCCGAUCUCUCAACAUUCUCCAGCGAGUUCCAAGCAUGAGUUUGAAAAUACUUCGACUCUUCUGACCGCUUUGAAAGUUGCCGCUGCGAGCAGUAAUGCAGGAUGUGCUCUAACAUUUUUUUUUCAAUUUUCAUUGGAUUAUUUCAGUUCAACCGAUUGGAAGAGAAACUGAACUCAAGAGGAAAAUUCAAACGCUGGAAGAAACAGUCGCCGAGUAUGAACGGCAGAAAUACAAUGUCAUGGGAACUUUCAGCGAGUAUCGGUACUGAGGAAAAAAUUCUUUAAACAAAAACAAAAAAAAAUUGUUGCAGAGAACGAGUUGCUGAGAGAGAACGGAAGUUGGAAGCGGAGUAUUCGAGCAAAAUCAUUGCUCUCUCUGAAGAAGUUCUUGGUGCCAAGAAAGAUUUUGAAGCUAGAAUGAAGAGUUUCCAAGCGCUACAGGUAAACUCUCUAGAAAGAUUGGCAUGUUGAAUUCUUUUUUCAGGACAAGUUCGAGAGAGAAAAAGAGCAAGCUCUGGAAAAGUUACGGAAGGAGCACCAAAAAGAAAUCCAACUGUUAGAGCAGCGGUUCUCUGACACGCAACUGCUGAAUUUGGAGCAGAAGUAUUUUGAACCACUUCAAUGUAUGCUCAUGACUUUUUAAGGUACAUUCUGGAAAUUCAACGACUGGAAGAAGAAAGAAAAUCCUUACGAACCGAAAAAGAAAGACUAGGAGAAACUUUCGAAAUGAAGUUGCGAAGAGCCCAAUCCCUGUAUGAAACUGAGCUCACCGCAGCUAAAAUGUUGUAUACUCGAGAGCUGGAAGCUCUGAGAGAUCACGAAGAAGCUUUGAAGGAAGAGUUGCUGGCCCGGUAAUUCCUCUCAGUCAUUGCAAAAGCUAUCUUUUUUUUUCAGACAAGACGAAUUCCAUGACCGUCUUCAAGAGCUCCAGCUGCAGUCAAAAAAAGGCCGGGAGGAGCUUGUUUGCUGUAAAAAUGAAGUGACAGCGUUGGAGAAAAAACUUCAAAACAAAGAAAAAGAAGUUCAAGCCAUAACAAAAGAGGUUAAUCACCAUAGUUUCUUUCUACAAGCAUUUUUUCCAGUUGGACGUUGUCAAGACUGAGACAACCGACAAUUUGCGCCGAUUGAGCGUUGUUACCGCUGAAUUCACAGAGUACAAGCAGAAAUACCAACAACAGGAAGAAGAACUGAAAAGGAAAGCUCGUGAGUUGCAAAUUUUGCAAAUGGUGAAAAUAUUUUCUCAUUUCAGGCCUUCUCAGCGUUGUUGAAGCAGCCAAAGACAAACUUGAAUCUGUUAUUUCCGAUUUGCAGGUAGAGGUGAAAGCUCUGAAAAAUAAGGUGAAAAAGAAAAAAAAAAUCUGACAAUUUGAAAAGUUUCCAGGUUGAGUUCCUCGAGAAAGAACGAGAAAACCUUCAAAGCCAAAGUGAGAGUCAGGCCCAUUUGCAAAACUCCCAAGUUGAUGCUCUGGAAGCGGUUUUUUGUUAAGAAUAUUCCAAUUUUUGAGAUUGUUAUUCAGGUCCUCGACAGCGUCACCAAAGAAAAAGAAAGUACGAAAGAGCACUACGAAGGAUUGCUGAUCAGAGAAAGACAACAAGCCGAAGCGCGAGAACAUGCCAUGAAAAAAGAGUUCAGCAGCAAACUGAACGAGCUGGAGGAGCAGUACACGAGCUUGAAAGAAGAGCUCGAAGAGUCGGCUCGCCUCGACAAAGACGAGCUUCGCGAAUCCACGCAAUAUGAAAUCCAAGUGCUAAAAAGUGAAAAGGAGAUAUUGGAAGAGGAAGUCAAAACUCUCUCCGAGAAGAUGUCAAGCAGUUCUGAAGAUCCGGACGAAGUCACUGCUCAGUUAGCGAAAAUUGUCGAAGAUACGACUAGUCUCACCAAAGCUCUGGAUGAGUACCGUAAAAGGAUCGACAGCAAAGGUAACUUAUUUGAUAACACUGUUUAUUUUGAUAUGCUUAAUAUGCUUCAGACGAGGAAAUCGGACAGCUACGAAGAAGAAUUGACGAGGAAGCGGCCUCGAACGACGAGCGAAGACGGGAAGACUUCGAAAAAGCGCAAGAAAAUCUUCACUACAAAGAGGAACAGUACAAUCAGGAUAUAAAAAGCGUGAAAGCAGAGGUUUUCUUGAAUUUAAUUCAUCUUUAGAAGUAAUUUUUAGUUGGACCAGUAUCGUGGUUUUUAUGAGAACGAAAAACGCACAAGCAAAGAACGAUCGAAGAAAAUCAAAGAGUUGGAAGGGCAGAACUUUGCACUUCAUGCCGAACUGGGACACGUUCAGAAGGUCGAAAUUGUUCGGAACUAGCUUAGGAGAUUCCAUUUUAGGCUGUCGAGGCGAUGGGCGAAGAGUGCAAAAUUACUGAAGAACUGAGAGCCAGUAUUGAGAAGAAAAAUCACACAAUCAGUACGCUCGAAGAAAAAGUACAAAACUUGACAGGUAUCAAGAAAAUCCUACUUUCCUGUAUAUCAAUUUUCCAGAGGAACUGAGCUCCGUUGAAAUAUCCUACAAAGAGGAAACUGAUUCAAGUUCAAAGGUAAAUAUUUUUUAUCUUUUUCUGAUAUUUUUGAUUGACAGGUAGAAGAUCUCGAAAAAACGAUUCGCGACCUCGAAUCAGAAGAUAUCAGCAAAUCGAACCAGAUUGAGAAUCUGCAUGCAAAGUAAUCAGAGAUAAAAAAAAAACUAAAGAACAAAUUUUUUUUUUAGAGUGAGCGAUAUGCUGAACCAAAUGGACACCAUCAAAGAGGAACUGCAGAAAAAGAAUGAUGAAAUCGAGAGCAUCUCAUCUAAGAAUGAUAAUAUCCUCAAGUAUGCUUUUUUAGAAUUCUAAUUUCCUUUUUUCUUACAGGGAUACCGAGCAGCAACAAGCUCAGACUGAGAAAACAUUGGCUGAUCUGAAAAAUGAGCACGCGCAGAAAAUAGAAGAGCUCGAAAAAACAAUCAACCUUGAAAAGCUGGAUGCCGAGAAGAAAGAUGAAGAAAUCGGUUGUCUCAAGGCAGCUCUUAAGAGCAAAGAUUCUGAAAUUGAAACUAUGAAAGAGGAGCUGGAGCAUAUGGUGAGCGAUCAAGACCUUAAAAUGAGUAUGAAAGAUUCAGACGCAACAACUGAAUGAGGAAACAACUGUCGUUCUUCUUGACCAAACUAUUGAAAACCGAGUGAAAGAGAAAGAAGAAGAACUCGAAAAAAUCACGGAAGAACUCCAAUCAAAAAACAGAAGAGUUGAAAGCUUGCAAGUGGAGAUUUCUGAGGAGCAGAAAAUCCAUCGAGCUGAGCUGAAAAAGAGAGACGAGCUGAUUGAACAGCUAACUGCUGCUCAAGAACAACGACUAUAUGUGGAUGAGCAGAUGUGAGUCAAAAGUUCUUCAGAUCUUUUAUUUUUCUUAGAAAUUUAUAUUUUUGAAUUUUCAACGAAUGCGUUUGGAAAGCUCGGAGUGAGGUGAAUCGACUCUUAAAGCGAAAAUGUUUAGGCCUCAAACUUCAAAAAGCGAACAAAGUCCUGAUUUGACACGAGAAAGGCAUCUGAAAGAUCGUAUUGAUGAGCUCGAAGGCGCUUUGGAAGUAAGAUCAUUUGAAAAAAAAAGAAGAAAAAAAAAUUCAGCGAAAAAAUGACCUCAUACAACAAUUGCAAGGACGACUAUGUGAUGAAAGUGCGUCGGAUAAUUUUUCUAAGAAGCGAUCGGUAACCUCUCUCUUUAUGAUCUAUUACGCAAAUUCAUUCAGAGCAUAACUUCGCAUGGUGUCUUUCAAUCCUUUGUCAGCCAAAUGAAAGACAAACGAGAUGAAGCUCACGAGCGCAGCAAAAAGAAGGAAGCUGAAAAGAAAGCGGAAAAAGAGAAGGAAAAAGCUGCCAAGGAAGCUGCUAAAGAGUGAAAAAUGUUAGAACUGUACAAAAUAACCCAGUUAUCUUCAGGAUUGCUAGAGAAAAGUCUCCGGCCAGGUCGAAGUCUCCUUCGUUGUUGACGCGACUCCGAGACCGAAGUCCAGCCAAAUCGAAGUCCCCUAACUUGGAAACUACUCCGUCAACUUCAAGCAGGCAAGUUGUUGAGCUUUUAAAGGAAAUCUGUAAAUAAUCUGCAAGCAAAACAGUUUUCAUAAAGGUAUUUUUUAAUUGUCGUAAACUCAUUCGCCUGGUCUGCAAACAUCAGACCAUACGAUAAUAAACACUAUCGAUUUCACCAAAAACUGUGAUUCAUUAAGGAAGUUUUUUUAAGCUUCUUAUCUGUUUCUGAAGUUUCUUUUUGUGUUUAGGGUGUGUAAAAAACUUGUAUUCUUUAGAAACAUUCAAUAGUUUAAGGGAGUUGAAGGAAAACUCGUACAAUACGUUUUCCGGAAAGGCCAAAAAAAUUGGCAAAAGUUAGCUCAAAAAACAGCUGAUGCGCAAGUUGCUCGUUUUAAUUCAUGGAGUUUUCUGAUGAAAUUUCAUUGUAUUUGACUUCAAAAAAAUUUAAAAAAAUCUUGUAAAAAAAUAAUUUUUUUUCAUUAUAAAUGUGUUUCGCCUGUUUUGAGUCUUUUUGUGCAGCCUAAAAAGGAGAAUAUUCAUCCUAUCUCUGAAAUUUCAAUGAUGCUUUCAAAAACUUUGAGAUAACGUUUUUCAAUCUUUUAACUGGGACUUUCCCCUGGAAAAAUUUUGAUGAUAAUUUUUGCUUUUUCAGGAAUCUUUUAUCGCCUUCCGACGCUGAGAAACGACUCGAACGAAGCUCGCCGUCGCGGCCACUGUUCAGCCGGUCAAAGCGAGAGAGUACUUCUGAGAAACGACCCGCGUGGAAAUUUUGA